CCCACAGAGAGUUCAGUUGAUCGCGUGAUCUCCUCUCGAGUGGUUGUGUUUUUAAAGCGAUGAAGCUGUUUCUGUUGAUCUCUCUGUGCUGUGUAACUGGCUCGCUGGCCGGAAUCUGCCAAGAUGCGUUCAAGCACUCGAGUGAUCUUUCGCGGCCCUUCUUCCAGGUCGUCGAAGGGCAGGCCAUCGAGAUCUACUAUCAAAAGCGGGCCAACCAGGAGAUGUUCGGUAUCAAAAUCUACAAGAAUCAAGAUAUGCGCAAGAAAGAUCUUCACUGUGACCUGUGUGUGAACGCGACCCAGGUCGAGGACGGGUGCUUCAAGAUCAAGAGCACUGCGCUCCCCGUUGGACCGAGGGAUGUUCUGAAGUACAUUACGAUGUCCAAAUACACCGGAAAGCCCGAGGUCAAGGUUGCUCCAACGCGGACAGCGGAAUUCACCGAUUACGUAAUCCCCGCAUCUUGCGUCUGCAAGAGCCCACCCGGGCCCGGCUACUGCGGGAAGGCGUCCGACAAAAUCACCGAUUACCGGCCGCUGUUUGUGUUCCACGAGGGUGCCACCUCGGCUGCGUACCUCCCGAAAGCACCCUCAACCGCGGAGGUUGGCCUUCAGGCGCUGAAGAAUGCCAAUUUCCUGCCCGCGAAGCAGCAAAAGGUUCCCCAGAAACUGGAUUUCAACGUUGAGAAGCUGAGCGAGCGCGACGGGUGCUACGCGCUGGACUUGAACGAGCCGCGCUUUGCCCUCGGGGAUCACAUCAACUUUGUUGUGACCGGAAAGAAAACCGACGGCAAGAAGAUUCGGACCGACCCGCGGAAGGCGUAUCUGAACAAUUACUUCAUCCCAUCAACCUGCACCUGCCAGCAGCUGCCUCAACAGAACCUGGUCAAACCGACACCGGCACCGGCACCGGCAAAGCUGCCCAAAAACUAAACGCAACUCAACAGUUGGCCAACGUCGGAUUAAACUCACUUUUUUUUAUCAGUUUGCUUUUAAAGAGUUGACUUUGCAUUCUUAGUGAGGUGCGGUCUGGUUUAAUGUUCAACAGUGAGAAGAAAACAAUAAAUUCCUUCGUCCUUCAAGUUGGUCAGAUAAGCGGA
Molecule: messenger RNA, 1096 nt
Organism: Culex pipiens pallens (northern house mosquito)
Lineage: Eukaryota; Metazoa; Arthropoda; Insecta; Diptera; Culicidae
Exons: 3
Coding region: 60-929 (289 amino acids)
Molecular function (GO): carbohydrate binding
Source: RefSeq, a predicted model, not a curated record